Cynara cardunculus var. scolymus (artichoke) is the source of this 627-nucleotide messenger RNA. RefSeq lists its product as uncharacterized. The record is from RefSeq and is a predicted model, not a curated record. Lineage: Eukaryota; Viridiplantae; Streptophyta; Magnoliopsida; Asterales; Asteraceae. Bases 4 to 525 code for a protein of 173 amino acids. The transcript has a single exon.
AGGAUGAACCUCACAAAAAUGUUACUCCAUUCCCCUUCUUCCACCUCAAUCCCUCUAACACCAUCCAUCUCUCGAUGUUUUCCGUACAAUCAACCGUCGUGCUCCUCCCAUCGCCGCCUCAACGUCAAAUCCAUGGCCAAACAAACCGGCGAAGAAGUUUCCACUAAUGGGAUUGCCGAGAAACUGGCAAUUGCCGGUGGUUUAAUCGCCACACCAGUCAUUGGGUGGUCUCUCUACACCCUGAAGACCAGCGGCUGCGGCCUUCCGCCUGGGCCUGCCGGAUCCAUCGGUGCGUUGGAAGGUGUGAGCUACUUGGCGGUGGUGGGGAUUGUGGGUUGGUCUUUGUAUACGAAAUCGAAAACCGGGUCGGGUCUACCAAAUGGACCGUUUGGGUUGUUGGGUGCUGUUGAAGGAUUGUCGUACUUGUCGUUGGUGGCGAUCUUGGUGGUGUUUGGGUUGCAAUUUUAUCAACAGGGUUCGCUGCCUGGUCCGGUUCCGGUUCCCGGCGACCAGUGCUUUGGUUGACCGAUCCUUCGAUGGUCAAUCCCUAUGCAUUUAUUGUUGUAUAUCUAUUUCAGCCUGUAACGAUGGUUUUUCCACAAAAUUUUAUAAAUAUAUAUAAUAAAU